Erigeron canadensis is the source of this 1213-nucleotide messenger RNA. RefSeq names its product E3 ubiquitin-protein ligase MBR1-like. The coding region runs from base 120 to 989 and encodes 289 amino acids. NCBI's taxonomy places the organism in Eukaryota, Viridiplantae, Streptophyta, Magnoliopsida, Asterales, Asteraceae. The record is from RefSeq and is a predicted model, not a curated record. Gene Ontology annotation, molecular function: ubiquitin protein ligase activity. The transcript is spliced from 5 exons.
UGCACCUGCAGCUGCCCAUAGUCCCACACACAUAUUCAUUACUUGUCAUUUCCACUUCAACUAUCUAUUUCAUAAAAUUCACAAACACACACACAUCCUAAUUAUUCUUCCUAAAAUCCAUGGCAACUGAGCAUGGAAAACAGAGGAAACAGAGGAUCAAAUCACACACUGCAACUACUAGUGCUACUCAAGUGAUUAGUGAGCCCAAACAGGGUUUUCCUUGUAGGAAAAAGUUGUUUGGUUUUUUGAGUCUUGGAUGUGGUCGGGUUUCUUCGCCAGCUAUGGCGGUGCAUUUGCCAGAGAAAUCGAGGAGGAGAAAGAAAAAGAAGAAACAGAGGAAAAGUAGGGAAUCGUGUCCGGAGAAUGUGUGUUGUACUCCUCCCAGUAUUGGAUUUGCUUAUGAUGUUGCACUUAGUACUAGUGUUGAUGCACAUAGACGAAACCAUAGACAGCGUGCUCGUUCCGCAAGGCAUGUAAUGAAUGUUCAACAACGACCAUGGAGUACUACGCAUGUCAAUGAGGCAACUUUCAUUCGAUCAAAUGUACCCGAUUCCAGACAAUUUAAUCGUCUUCAGCGUCGUUCUCCUGAAGGAAUUCCCGAGAUAGUAAUGUUCGAACAGAAUCCACUGUUAAAUGGGAGAUUAGAAGGAAGUGAUCGAUUUGGAGCAUGGAGGAUCAAUGCAGAUCUCAUGUCAUAUGAGGAACUUGUGGAAUUGAGUGACCGAAUCGGGUAUGUUGAUGGUGGUUUGCAAGAAGAAGAAAUACUUGAAUGUUUAAAACGACCUAAGAAGUCGAUUUUUAAGUCCUUUGACUUUAGUUCUAAAGCUAAAGACUACAAAUGCAGCAUAUGCCAAGAGGAAUGUAAAGGAGAUGAAGAUUUGGGAAGACUUGAAUGUGGGCAUUAUCAUCAUUUAGAUUGCAUAAAACAAUGGCUUCUUAGGAAAAACGAAUGCCCGAUUUGCAAAGCUGCUGCUAAAUCCGACAAGUAAUCAGCCAUGGAAUGCUUUUACUAAGUUUUUUUCUUCUUUUUUGGUUCAUUUGUUAUGUUAAUGGAAAGUUAUUAGUUUUUAUUUUGCGCAACUAUAUGUAUACAUGGUAGAUAAUUAAGAAGAAGUCAUCAUUGGCGAUGUUACAAGAAUAUUCCUACAAACAUGUAAGUUUAUGUUGUUUCGUUGAAAUAAUAUUUUUCUGACACCGUGUAUUUGUUUGAUUA